GUUUUUGUAAGAGUGAGCCGUUUGGUAUUGCGCCGCACUCCUGUCGUCAUUAGGGUAUCCUCGCUUCAGGAUUUUGAGGCAGUUUCUCUCUCGAGAGGGAGAGCUGAGUUAUAGAGCACUCUGGACCGCUUGAAUGGACAAAUAAGGGGCACCGGCGGGAUGGACAUCACGAGCCGCUGCACCCUGGGCGACCCCAACAAGCUGCCGGAGGGCGUGCCGCAGCCCGCCCGCAUGCCCUACGUGUCAGACAAGCACCCGCGGCAAACUCUGGAGGUCAUCAAUUUGCUGCGCAAACACCGCGAACUGUGUGACGUCGUGCUGGUGGUGGGCGCCAAGAAGAUCUAUGCGCACCGUGUCAUUCUCUCGGCCUGCAGCCCCUACUUCAGGGCCAUGUUCACCGGCGAGCUGGCAGAGAGCCGCCAGACCGAGGUGGUGAUCCGGGACAUCGACGAACGUGCCAUGGAGCUGCUCAUCGACUUUGCGUACACUUCACAGGUGACCGUGGAGGAGGGGAAUGUGCAGACGCUGCUGCCCGCCGCCUGCCUGCUGCAGCUGGCCGAAAUCCAGGAGGCGUGCUGCGAGUUCCUCAAGCGCCAACUCGACCCGUCUAACUGCUUGGGCAUCCGGGCUUUUGCUGACACUCAUUCAUGCCGAGAGCUGUUGCGAAUCGCGGACAAGUUCACCCAGCACAACUUUCAAGAGGUCAUGGAGAGCGAAGAGUUCAUGUUGCUCCCAGCCAAUCAGCUGAUCGACAUCAUUUCCAGUGACGAGCUGAACGUGCGCAGUGAGGAGCAGGUGUUUAACGCUGUCAUGGCCUGGGUUAAAUACAGCAUCCAAGAGCGACGGCCUCAGCUGCCUCAGGUCCUUCAGCAUGUCCGCCUUCCGCUGCUGAGCCCAAAGUUCCUCGUGGGAACGGUGGGUUCGGAUCCUCUAAUAAAGAGUGAUGAGGAGUGUAGAGACCUGGUGGAUGAAGCGAAGAACUAUCUUCUGCUUCCUCAAGAACGCCCGCUCAUGCAAGGACCUCGUACCCGACCCCGCAAGCCCAUUCGCUGCGGAGAGGUUUUGUUUGCCGUAGGGGGAUGGUGCAGUGGCGACGCCAUCUCGAGCGUAGAACGUUACGACCCCCAGACUAACGAGUGGCGCAUGGUGGCGUCCAUGAGCAAGCGGCGAUGCGGAGUCGGCGUUAGCGUCCUGGACGAUCUGUUGUAUGCUGUGGGCGGCCAUGAUGGCUCUUCUUACCUGAACAGCGUAGAGAGGUAUGACCCCAAGACCAACCAGUGGAGCAGUGAUGUGGCGCCCACCAGCACAUGCAGGACCAGCGUGGGGGUCGCUGUAUUAGGUGGUUACCUGUACGCAGUUGGAGGACAGGACGGAGUCUCGUGUCUGAACAUAGUUGAAAGAUAUGACCCUAAAGAGAAUAAGUGGACGCGGGUAGCAUCCAUGAGUACGCGGCGUCUGGGGGUUGCAGUAGCCGUCCUUGGAGGAUUCCUCUAUGCAGUAGGAGGUUCAGACGGUACCUCCCCUUUAAAUACAGUGGAGAGGUAUAACCCUCAGGAAAACCGCUGGCACACGGUAUCGCCGAUGGGCACGCGACGGAAACAUCUGGGGUGCGCCGUCUACCAAGACAUGAUCUACUCGGUCGGAGGCCGGGACGACACCACGGAGCUGAGCAGCGCCGAGAGGUACAACCCGAGAACCAAUCAGUGGUCUCCUGUGGUUGCCAUGACAUCCAGACGGAGCGGGGUCGGUUUAGCUGUGGUGAACGGCCAGCUGAUGGCAGUUGGAGGAUUCGAUGGCACGACUUACUUGAAGACGAUAGAAGUCUACGAUCCCGACGCCAACACGUGGAGGCUUUACGGUGGAAUGAACUACAGGAGAUUAGGAGGGGGCGUCGGCGUCAUCAAAAUGACUCACUGUGAAUCACAUAUAUGGUAAUACCAUAGUCACCCCCUUCCUCCCCCCCUUCACUGAUGCCUCACUAUAGCUUGUGCCUCUCAUUGAGACAAAAAAAAAGAGACUCCAUUAUUUAAGACUAUUACAUUCACAUCUGAAGCCAGCAAAAGAUCACCGAGGAGAGUAUGAACGUUUCGCCCUCACGUGCAGGUCAUCUGUGAAGACACUUACAUUUGGCUGGAUUUCAUCGCCCUUUUUUUCAUAGGACCUGCCCACAGCCAAAAGCUAGCUUUCAUAUUAGAGAGCGAGCUAUGAUUCUCACUGCAGCAUUGCUCCUGUCACAUUUAAACAUGUAUUUCUUUGGAAGGACCUCUACUGCCUAGUAUUUGUGUAUUUUAUUUUAUUUUUUAUAUACUUUUUUGUUUUUGAGGAGACAUGUCACGGUAAGCCGACGUUGGACACUAGCUUGUCUAAAAUGGUGUUUUAAUCUUAUAAACUGGAUGCACUGUGA
Silurus meridionalis is the source of this 2404-nucleotide messenger RNA. RefSeq names its product kelch-like family member 20 (gene klhl20). The record is from RefSeq and is a predicted model, not a curated record. Gene Ontology annotation, molecular function: protein binding. Lineage: Eukaryota; Metazoa; Chordata; Actinopteri; Siluriformes; Siluridae. The coding region runs from base 160 to 1935 and encodes 591 amino acids. The transcript is spliced from 12 exons.